This is a messenger RNA of Leptopilina boulardi, 2073 nucleotides long. RefSeq lists its product as uncharacterized. Bases 99 to 1889 code for a protein of 596 amino acids. The transcript is spliced from 8 exons. Lineage: Eukaryota; Metazoa; Arthropoda; Insecta; Hymenoptera; Figitidae. Gene Ontology annotation, molecular function: polynucleotide 3'-phosphatase activity; ATP-dependent polydeoxyribonucleotide 5'-hydroxyl-kinase activity; double-stranded DNA binding. The record is from RefSeq and is a predicted model, not a curated record. Gene Ontology annotation, biological process: DNA repair.
AACGUUUACAAUUCUCACGUCAUCGUGUGUUAAAUCUUUAGGUUACGAUUUCACUCUAUAUAUUUUUUGUUAUAACAAAAAUUUUCUUUGUGAAUAAAAUGGGCACUGAGAUUAAAACAUGUUACAUAUAUAAAGAAGAUGAUUCAGCGAAUUCAAUUUUCUUGCCAGAUAAUAAAGAAGUAUUUGUGGGACGAAAUAUUGAAACAAAAAUUACAGACACAAAGUGUUCUAGACGCCAAGUAAGACUCUUCGCCAAUUAUGCUGAUCAAAGAGUUUUUGUACAACAAAUUGGAACACAUUCUUCUGGUUUAAAUGGAUUUAAAACGGAAAAAAAUGUAAAAAUUGUAGCACAACAUAAUGAUCGUUUGGAAAUUUUAUAUGGAAAAUAUCCAUAUUUAAUUGAAUUUAAUCCACCGCCAGUGCGUGGAAUUUUUGUUCCAAAUGAAAAAAAACGUGUACACGAAACAGAUGUAGAAAAUUGUUUAAAAGAUAAAAAAAUAAAAAAAGAAUAUAGUUUUGAUAGUAAUGAUGAUAGUUUAAAUAUAGGUAGUUCAUUGGAUAGUCAAGAUAAUUAUUUAUUAGAAUCGAAAAAAAAUUUAACAACAGAAAUGCCAUUAGAAUCAUCGAAAUCAACAGAUAAUGAAAUAUGGGAAGAAUUUGGUAAAGGAACAUGUUUAGUUUUUAGCAGUAAAGGACUUGAAGGUCGUUCUAAAAUUGCCGCAUAUGAUAUGGAUAAAACAUUAAUAAAAACUAAAUCGGGACUUGAAUUUCCAAAAGAUGCAAAUGAUUGGCAACUAUGGCAUCAUGAGGUUCCGAAUAAAAUUAAAAAAUUACAUGCAGAUGGUUUUAAAAUUAUAAUUUUUACAAAUCAAGCAAGUUUAGGAACGGGUAAAAUAAAAGUCAGUGAUUUUAAGUUGAAAAUCGAGAGAAUCGUUCAAAAAAUAGGAACUCCAAUUCAGGUUUUUAUCGCUGUUGGAUACAGUCGUUUUAGAAAACCAUGUACUGGAAUGUGGGAACUUUUAUCGAACGAAAAAAAUGAUGACGUGAAAAUAAAUAAAGAACAAUCACUAUUUGUGGGUGAUGCUGCUGGUCGACCAGCUCAUAAAGAUUUAAAAAGAAAGAAAGAUCAUUCUCUUGCUGAUCGAUUAUUGGCUAUGAAUUUAGGAUUAAAAUUUUAUACACCCGAGGAACAUUUUCUUGGACAUAAGCCAUCUGUUUAUAAUCCACCAAUUUUUCAUCCAAAAGAGGAGGUUAAUAAAAAAAUACAUAUUUGCGAUCCACCAAAUGCAAAUAUUACAUCAAAAGAACAGGAGAUUAUUGUCAUGGUUGGAUGUCCUGGUUCAGGAAAAUCUCAUUUUGUCAAAACUUAUCUGACUGAUUAUACUUAUGUAAAUAGAGAUACAUUGGGUAGUUGGCAAAAAUGUGUCGCUGAAACGGAAAAAGCAUUGAUUCAAGGGAAAAGAGUUGUUGUUGAUAAUACAAAUCCAGAUGAAAUUUCAAGGCAAAGAUAUGUAGAUGUGGGUAAAAAGCGUAAAGUUCCAGUAAGAUGUUUUGUAAUGGCAGUUAAUAAGGAACACACGAAACAUAACAAUAAGUUUCGCUGUUUAACUGAUCCGACGCAUGAAAAAAUUAGCGAUAUUAUUAUAAAUUCUUACACUAACAUCGAAUCGAAGUUGGCCUGGCGUUGCAUAAGAUUUGUGAAACUCCUGCUACUUCUGUGUCUUCGGCUACAUACCUACUUCAUCUCAAAUCUUCAACCUUACAGAAAAAACUUCAAACUCCCUAAUUUGGAUGAAGGAUUCACAGAAGUGGUGAAAAUUAAUUUUGUUCCAAAAUUCCAAUCGGAUGAGCAUCGAAAACUUUACGAAAUGUAUUUACUUGAAAAUUGAUUUUACAAUUUUUUCUUUUUAUUUUCAAAUCAUUUGUCAUAUAUAUAAAAAAAAUUUACUGUUUUAAAAUUUCAAAAACGACGUCGAAAAAUAGUUACGAAUUUUUUGUUAAUUAUUGUAAUUGUGUGAUUGUAAUUUCUCUUUUCAAAAGAGUGGUUAUAAUAAAUAAUUUUUUUUAUCAAAA